This is a messenger RNA of Miscanthus lutarioriparius, 1221 nucleotides long. NCBI's taxonomy places the organism in Eukaryota, Viridiplantae, Streptophyta, Magnoliopsida, Poales, Poaceae. The record is from the annotation of a GenBank genome assembly.
AUGGUUUCUUUGCUACUGCAAUGGCGACCAACACUUGCAAGCGACCUUGAUAGCAACAAGAGCAGCCCAUUACAUUUUGCUGCAUCCAGUGGUGACUGUUCUAUAAUCGAAGACAUCUUAAAACAUGCACCACCCAGCACCGCAUACAUGCAGGACAGCCAAGGCCUCUCGGCUCUUCAUGUUGCUGCCUUGAUGGGCCAUUUACCUGCAGUCCGUUUGUUAUUACAAUACCACCCUGCGUCUUCAGACAUUCGUGACAACCAUGGCAGAAAUUUUCUACACGCUGCAGCCAUGAGAGGCCACCACUCCAUUAUAUCUUAUGUCAUAAAAAACCAAAUGCUGGAAUAUCUUUUGAAUGAGCAAGACCAGGAAGGGAAUACAACAUUACAUUUAGCUUUGCAGGCAGGGGAAUACAGAGUGGUUUCUAAGCUUUUAUCCAGUGGAAAAAUGCAGGUUCACAUCAUGAACAAUGACGGCCACACCCCAUCUGAUCUGAUAGAAAACUCAAGGGGUUUCUACUUAAUGGCAAGGCUAGUGGUAACGCUGUUUGUCUAUGGAGCACAGUUCAAGCCACAAAGGCAAGACCAUGUAAACAAAUGGAACGGACAGGACAUCAUGAAAUGGCGAGAAGCUACAUCGAAAAACCUCGCAAUUGUUUCCACCCUUGUGGCGACAGUCGCCUUCUCAGCAGCAUUCAACGUGCCUGGUUCAUAUGGAUCAGACGGAAAGGCAAAUCUGAACGGGAAUCACACUUACAGUGCGUUCCUAGUGCUGGACACCAUUGCCAUGACCACAUCUGUAAUGGCGACGAUAUUACUUGUUUAUGGGGGUGCUUCACGGUCUCAUCGUUCUUGGCAGGGCUUCAUUAUGUCCAUGGACUUCCUUUGGCUGUCACUCAUCUGCAUGAUGCUAGCCUUUUUUGAGGCCAUAUCAGCUGUGACAAGCAGUGAUAGGAAAGCUAUGAAGUCUCUUCUAUAUCAGCUGAUCUACGCUGGGGUGUAUGUCCUGAUAAGUCUUCUUACAAAACUUGCAAUGCCUGGAUCGUCUGUAGGAGUUUUGCAGUUUGUGGUAGGUGGUUUCUCGAAACAACAAAGGUGUCUCAAGAAGCGCAUCAGUCAGCAGUAUCCCUUUGGCGUUAUCUAUGCCUUCCACAUGUUUAUGUUCAUAUUUGCAAAUACUGUAGCAAUUGCUGCAAUGGUCGUCUCAAGUAUUUUUCUUUGA